Messenger RNA from Capsella rubella, 753 nucleotides. Its product is annotated as transcription factor bHLH75. The record is from RefSeq and is a predicted model, not a curated record. The transcript is spliced from 6 exons. Gene Ontology annotation, biological process: regulation of DNA-templated transcription. Lineage: Eukaryota; Viridiplantae; Streptophyta; Magnoliopsida; Brassicales; Brassicaceae. The coding region runs from base 57 to 740 and encodes 227 amino acids. Gene Ontology annotation, cellular component: nucleus. Gene Ontology annotation, molecular function: DNA-binding transcription factor activity; protein dimerization activity.
CCAAACUCACGAAAAGAAUAAAAUCAUAUUUUGGUUUGUUUUGUAGGGUUUCUCUAAUGGCACGGUUUGAGCCAUAUAAUUAUAGCAUUGGUCUUAAUCCUUUCUUAGCACAACUUAACCAUAAUCCAGAGCUAAUAAAUUUGGACUCACCAGCUUCUACUCCCUCCAGUUUCAUGCUUUUCUCCAAUGGAGCUUUAGUUGAUGCCCAUCACAAUAAUUCUCACGUCUCACCAAAUUUAUUGCAAGCUGAUUCAAGAAGAAAAUGCAAUAAAGAAGAGAGAGGGUCGAAGAGAAGAAGAAAGAGGUUGGAGGAGGAAGAAACCAUGAAUAAUGAAGAAGAUGAUCAGACUCAUCAGAAGCCAAAAGAUGUUGUACAUGUCCGAGCUAAGAGAGGUCAAGCUACUGAUAGCCACAGUUUGGCUGAAAGGGUACGAAGAGAGAAGAUAAAUGAAAGGCUGAAAUGCUUACAAGACCUUGUUCCUGGCUGCUACAAGACAAUGGGAAUGGCAGUGAUGCUUGAUGUCAUCAUAGAAUAUGUUCGAUCACUCGAGAAUCAAAUCGAGUUUUUGUCCAUGAAACUCUCUGCGGCAAGUGCUUACUACGACCUUAAUUCUUUGGACAUUGAGCCAACGGAUAUAUUUCAGGGAGGGAACAUGUCCAAUGCAGAAGAGAUGGAAAGGAUUUUAAGAGAAAGUGUUGGGACUCAGCCUCCUAAUUUCAGUUCUACAUUUCCCUUUUAAUCAUAGAAAAUAG